Molecule: messenger RNA, 2114 nt
Organism: Brachypodium distachyon (stiff brome)
Lineage: Eukaryota; Viridiplantae; Streptophyta; Magnoliopsida; Poales; Poaceae
Product: AT-rich interactive domain-containing protein 5
Exons: 12
Coding region: 145-1569 (474 amino acids)
Biological process (GO): regulation of transcription by RNA polymerase II
Cellular component (GO): nucleus
Molecular function (GO): DNA binding
Source: RefSeq, a predicted model, not a curated record
CGUUCCUUUGCCUUUCCGUGCUACUCGGCGAGUAUUCGCCACCUCUCCUCCGGUCUCCACCCCCUCCCCCCCUCUCUCCUCCCCCCUCGGUGCAAACCGCGAAAAUAGCAGCCGCCCGUCCGCACCCUCCUCCCCCCCGCCGCGAUGAGCGACAGCACUGAUUCCGACCACGACCUCACGCCCGCCGAUGGCGCCAACGGCGACGAGGCGCAUCAACCCGAACCGCUGGCCGUGAAGGAGGAGGAGGAGGAGGAGGUGCCCAUGGUGGCCGACGAGUUCAAGGACGCGCCCGUCUCCCCCGAAACGAACAGCGACGGCGAGGGCGAGGACUCCCCGGAUCGGGCGGAGCGCCCCAAUGCGGGAGAGGGGCGGAAACCCGCGCCGCCUGACGCCGGGGGCGACGAAGGGGAGGAGGUGACCGUGGGCGUGAAGGUGGAGACGAACGGCGAGGACGCCAUGAGCCACGACGGUGACGAGGAGGACGGCGAUGACGAGGACGACGACGAUGACGACGAGGAGGAGGAAGAGGACGACGACGACUCCACCCCUGAUGCGUCGCCGAGGGCGGAGGUGAAGGCGGAGGGCGACAGCUCGACUGGGUUGGCGCCGUGCUCCAGCCAGCCGGUGGAGCCAGACCCCUUCCUCGACGGCCAUGACUCCGGGACGGAGGAGGAGCAGACGGCGUUCAUGGCCGAGCUGGAGCGCUUCCACAGAGACCACAAUCUCGAGUUCAAGCCGCCCAAGUUCUACGGCAAGGGCCUCAACUGCCUCAAGUUGUGGAGGCAGGUCGCCCACCUGGGAGGCCAUGAGCAGGUAACGGUUUGUAAGCUGUGGCGACAAGUUGGGGAGACUUUCAGGCCACCAAAGACCUGCACUACGGUCUCUUGGUCAUUUCGAAUUUUCUAUGAGAAGGCGCUCCUUGAGUAUGAAAAACACAAAGUUCGAACUGGCCAGUUUAAACUCUCAUUAUCUGCUUUACCACAAUCUGGUGGUAUUGACCGCGAGAUGGGUGUGAAUCCAUCAUCUUCUGCCAGAGUUAGAAGGGAUGCUGCAGCAUGUGCUAUGCAGGGUUGGCAUGCACACCGUCUCCUCUCCAACGGCAUGUAUGGAGAUCACAUGUUAAAGGACAAAGAUUCAAUACCCCUUCCAAGUCGUGAUAAGAAUCUAAAAGGCUUUGGGGUACUCAAGAGGAAGAAAGCAUCUAGUCCAGAGCGUGCUUUCAAGGUGUCUCGCUCAAAAGUAAACAAGUCACAGGAAGAUUCUAUGGUCAUUGAUGUUGGAGAGCCUGCCGAUUGGGUGAAGAUUAAUGUUCGUCAGACUAAAGAAUGCUUUGAAAUCUACGCGCUUGUUCCUGGGCUUCUACGGGAAGAGGUGCAUGUUCAGUCAGAUCCUGCUGGACGUCUGGUUAUAACCGGGGACCCUGACCAGCCUGAUAACCCUUGGGGCAUCACCCCAUUCAAGAAGGUGAUCAACUUGCCACUAAGGAUUGAUCCGCAUCAAACAUCCGCUGUUGUUACGCUUCACGGCCAGCUAUUUGUGCGUGCGCCAUUUGGGCAUCCAGACAUGUAGAUAUGCCUUCUUUUCACUUCAGUUUCCUUCGGCUGCAGUGCCUCUGUACCAGUGGUUUUCAUGGACAUUCCUAGGUUCGUGUUUGGCUAUGUCAGCUAUUUCUUGCUUCAACACUGAAACUCAAUUCUGGUUUGAUGCCAGAGGUUCUGUUUGCUAUGCAGGUUUUAGAAAAAAAUUGUUGCAGAAGUAGGAUUCAGUUUGAAGAGAUGCACCACGCCGAGCUGACAUAGUAGAACUUUGCUGCAACCGAGUGCCGGCUGCAAUCUGUUCUAUGUGUGUGUUUAUAGGAAUGCACAUAAAUUAGCUGCUCCAUGCCUGGAUUUUAAUUUUUAGUGACUGAUAUUCUUUCCUUUUUUUUUGGGAGAGAUUAGAGAGGGGAAGGGAAAGGAGACAAAGCUGGAAGUAGGUUAAAUUAAGGAUUAGUUUCUCUACUUUCUUUAAUGUUUUUCCCUAUGUUUAUAAAAUGUCUACACGGCAGUGCAGUCUUGAGCCAGAAUUGUUUGUAUACAUCGAUUCCUCUUUUUUAACUUCUUCUCAGUUGACUA